AUGAAGAAGUUUGAUAUUAUGUACUGUUUUAAUACUAUAAGGCGCUUAUGUUCUUCGGGGCCGCCUCGUCGCGUUUGUAUUAUAGGUGCUGGGCCGGCAGGGUUUUAUGCUGCUAUGCAUUUGGUAAAACAUUUGAACCCAGUGCAAAUUGAUAUCAUUGAAAAGUUGCCGGUACCAUUUGGUUUAGUUAGGUAUGGUGUAGCACCAGAUCAUCCUGAGGUUAAGAAUUGCAUAAAUCAGUUUACGAAAUUAGCAAGGCAAGAAAACAUUAAUUUCUAUGGCAAUAUUACUUUGGGAAAAGACAUAACUUUGGAAAAUUUGAGACAAUUUUACGAUGCUGUUCUAUUGACAUAUGGAGCUGAAGAGGAUAGAACCUUAAAUAUUGACAAUGAAAAUGUAAAAAAUAUAAUUGCUGCAAGAAAUUUUGUUGGAUGGUACAAUGGUCAUCCACGUGAUAAGGAUUUGAAGGUUGAUCUAUCGGGCCACACAGCAGCAAUUAUUGGACAAGGAAAUGUGGCCUUGGAUGUAGCCAGAAUAAUUCUUACUCCAGUUGACCAAUUAAAGAAAACUGAUAUAACAGAGUUUGCUUUGCAAGCUAUUGCUGAAUCACAGAUAAAGGAACUAUAUCUUAUUGGAAGGAGAGGCCCCAUUCAAGUAGCCUUUACAAUAAAAGAGCUAAGAGAACAAUUAAAACUUCCGAACUGUUCAACGGUUUGGCGAGAAAGUGAUUUUGCCGGUGUGGCAGAUUUAGUGCCAAGCUUACCAAGACCUAGAAAAAGAUUAACUGAACUCAUGCUGAAAUCUGUGACUGAACAAAGGGUACAAGUUAACAAUCCCAAUCAAAAUUAUUUCAAGCCUAUAUUUUUUAGAAGUCCUAAAAGAUUUUUUGUCAACAAAGAUUCUGUAUCUGGAAUUGAAUUAACUUGUAAUAAAUUGAUUGGAGAUGUCAUGGAAAGUCAACAGUGUGUUGCUACAGAAGAUUCAGAAAUUCUACAUUGUAGCUUAGCCUUAAGAAGCAUAGGAUAUAAAAGCAUUAAAGCAGAUGAUGGUUUAAGGUUUGGUUCCAGUGGUUGUGUUAUUAAUAAAAAUGGAAGAGUUGUAGAUGAUGGAAAUACAGAUUUAGGCAAACUUUAUGUAGCUGGUUGGUUAGGCACCGGCCCAGUUGGUGUUAUAAUACAUACAAUGGGCAAUGCUUUUCAAGUGGCAAAAAAUAUUUGCCAAGAUUUACAGACUUGUAGUUCCACAAAGGCUGGAUUUGAGGGUAUUAAAAAUCUCCUGAGAGAGACCAACACUCCAGUUAUAACUUGGCAGGGUUGGGAAAGAAUUGAUAACUAUGAAGUAGAUCAAGGUAAAAAGACUGGGAAACCAAGAGAGAAAUUGACUUGUAUUAAGAAAAUGUUAGAAAUUGCUUCACAUACUACCUGGCAACACCGGGUUCUUUUCUAUCGUGUUCUUUUGACAACACGAGGUUAUAUUUUUGUAAAUUGCGAAAAAGCAUUUACAAUGGCUGAUGAAAAUUGGAAUGAAGAAAGCAUGGAGACGGGCGGCGUGGCUAUCGAUAACAUGCCCCUGCCCCAAGCCGCAGAUAUCCCAGAAAUUAAACUUUUCGGAAGAUGGAGCUGUUACGACGUCCAAGUAUCCGACAUGUCCCUACAGGAUUACAUCUCUGUUAAGGAAAAGUAUGCGAAGUACUUGCCUCACUCUGCUGGUAGGUAUGCUCACAAACGAUUCCGUAAAGCACAGUGCCCCAUUGUUGAGCGCCUGACCAACUCCUUGAUGAUGCACGGACGCAACAACGGAAAGAAAUUAAUGGCUGUUCGUAUUGUCAAACAUGCCUUUGAAAUCAUUCACCUUUUAACUGGUGAGAAUCCCCUGCAAGUGCUGGUUACUGCCAUUAUUAACUCUGGACCCCGUGAAGAUUCAACUAGAAUCGGUCGUGCGGGUACAGUGCGUCGUCAAGCUGUGGAUGUGUCUCCACUCCGUAGAGUAAACCAAGCUAUUUGGCUUCUGUGUACUGGGGCUCGUGAGGCUGCUUUCAGAAACAUCAAGACCAUUGCUGAAUGUGUUGCCGAUGAACUUAUUAAUGCUGCUAAGGGUUCAUCCAACUCAUAUGCUAUUAAGAAAAAGGAUGAGUUGGAACGUGUUGCUAAAUCCAACCGUUAA
Molecule: messenger RNA, 2163 nt
Organism: Leptosia nina
Lineage: Eukaryota; Metazoa; Arthropoda; Insecta; Lepidoptera; Pieridae
Source: the annotation of a GenBank genome assembly